UUUUUUCACCUAAUUUGAUCCUUUUAGCGGAAAAAGCAUAUUAAGGGCAUCUUAAUGUUAAAAUUGCACUUUUUUCUUCAAUCUGGACUUGGAAAACCACUAUUUUGCCUACAUAGCUCUGUUAUGUGAAUUCAAGGAAACUAACUUACUUUAUGAAAUUGAAACAUCGGUAGUGGUAAAACGAAAAGCACGACAUUUACUACAUUCUGCAAACUUUAUCACUUUUCUAUCUGAAGUGAAGGAAGUUCAAGCAAAACUGUUGUGCGGCCCCCAGAUUUUGGACAUUAUGUGGAGAGAAAAUUUCGACAAACAUUGCAAUCCACCUGCACCAUGAUUCAAUUGAAUUUAUAACAUUAUGACUAAGUGAGUUGUGCCACGAAACUCAAAACAAAUCAUUUUUCUGUGCAAUUUUGUCACUACUAAUAUUUUAGCUCAAUAACAUCUUCAACAAGACGACAAAGUUAAAAUAUAUGCAUGGGGCAGGUUGGUUGUGAUGUUUGUUUGAAUUCUCACUCCACUAAACGCCCAAACAUACAUACAUACAUACAUACAUACAUACAAAAUCAAGGUUUUAUUUUUCCUUGAAGUUUGCUCAAUACAAAAGGCUAUUUAGAAAAGAAAUGAACUUAAGGUCGGAAAAAACAACAAGGAAAUUGGGUAGCACCUCCGUGAGUGUUUUUUUCUGGCGCACAUUUUAGCCCCUGUGCCAGAGAGGAAGAUGUGGAAAAACAGUAAAUUAGGUUGUGAUUGUAAUGUUAAGAUUUCUUUUUUUGUAGUAAAUUUAGUAAUACCAAAUUUGAUUUGGUAAAAAAUGAGUAUUUAACAAUUCAGUGUUCCAGGUUUGACAAAAAGUAAAACAAGUUGGAUCCAUAAAAGAUGGCUUUUCUUCAAUCGUGCAAUAGUUUUAUUUUUGCAGGGGGCUAAGACAUGAAGACAUGUCUAGUUACACUCAAACUUGCAGAGGAGGUAACAGUGCCAAUAGUUCAAUGUUUUGACGAGCAUCAACAAAGUUAUCUCAUUUAAUCAUGAUGCCGUACUUUUUGCAACCUUAACUAUCAUAGGGAAAUUGUUUCAAUACAACAGUAGGUUUCACUUUUUCCCCGAUUUCUGAACUCUUUUUCGUUGUUUUGAUCAAAUUAAAAUGACAUUUUGUGCCUCAAAACGUCGCUUUGUUAAUCUUGUUCUCAUCAACUGCUUUUCUAUUUUCAGACUUGUCUCAGCGUACGAGAACAAAAUCAAAUCCGUUGAGGACAAAUAACAUAUUAUCUCUGAAUAAGUCAUCGGAAUGACGUUAUGCUAUAGUCGCGCAACUCGAAUUGUCUCGUUUGUCCAGCCAACCGACUGGCAAGAGGCCGAACAGGCAGGGCAAGGACGGCCGAUUUUCUUGGUACUUCCGACAUACAGGAAACUCGUUUUUAUUCGUGAAAAUUCCGUCCUGAAUGGACGUGGUUGUGGCAACCUCUGCCUUUAAAUUUUAUAAAACCAAAUUCAAAAAGCAGAAUGGUCCGUGUUUCAGCUAGAAAGUCGAGCGCCUCUGUCCGCCAGAAAUCCCCACCGCCCUUAGCCGCCUCCAUCACGGGGAAUCUGGCCAUGAGGCGACCCAAGAACUCGACCAAAUCCACAGCCAAACCGAACAAAAUUCCGAUCAAGAAGCUCCCCAAAAAGCUCGCCCAGAAUCGGACUUUACCCAAAGGUCGAACACGUCAUUCCCACCCAUCUGACGAUAGCUCUCAAGUUGAGCCCUCUAGUAGACGACCUCGUUGGUGGCAAGGGGCGGAUCCGGACCCCGAUCGGGGGGCGGGACCAAGUCAACCUCAUCUGUUUUCCGAGGAACAGGAGCUAGCAGUUGCUCGGAUGAUCGAGGCCGCUCGAGCCCAAGAACGGGCAUCUUUGUUGGGAACUUCAACUCAAGGAGGCCAGUUAUCCAAUGCCCCUCCCACGGAUUCUUCAGAGGAUGAGGACGAGGAUCAAGACGUUUCUGAUUGUUCAUUUGACAACCCAAGGCCUUCUAAAUCCCCGAAAUAUGGAAAAAACGAACGGGCUAUUCCUCCAACGCUUUAUUGAAUCGGACAGUGCCAGGAGCCUACAUCAGCGGGAGGGUUGGCGGGAUCCCGUGAGAAAUUCGCAGGUAAACCCAUAACAUACCUUCAUACCUUUAUUUUAGGAAUGGAAAUGAUUUAAAAUACUAUGCGACGCGUGUGGUUCGGAUUUGACUUAAGGGAAUGAGAUGAAUGCUCUCCAGGAUGAGAUGAAGGCUCUCCGGGAUGAGAUGAAGGCUCUCCGGGAUGAGAUGAAGGCUCUCCGGGAUGAGAUGAAGGCUCUCCGAGAUGAGAUGAAGGCUCUCUGGGAUGAGAUGAAUACUCUCCGGGAAUGAGAUGAAUGCUCUCCGGGAUGAGUUGAAUGCUCUUUGGGAUGAGAUGAAUGCUCUCCAGGGUGGUAACUUGUCGCAGGAAUUGGAGAUGAAUGCUCAUUCUUUGCCAGAUGCAUUUAAAGUUCCUCCGAAUCGUCGUUGUUUGGCCAAGGAGCGGGUAAACGAAAUGCGGGACAUUUGCAAAGGAACCAUGCCCGUUAUGCGUCAUGCUCAGUCCCAUCUCCUUCUUGGUUUCCAACUCUCGCUUGGACUUGGAAAGGGGGUUAAGGAGUCCAACCAGCCGCGAGAGUGAAACUAGUACAAACGAGGUAUUGUCACAUCUAAGAAGUGCUCUUCAAAUCGGAAUUGAUUCUACACGUCACGAGAUUGCUAUGGCCGAGAUUUUGUCUGUUCAUGGAGAGAAAGUCAUGACCCAAGUCGAAGGGAGAAAACCCUGUGAUAGCCGCUACUCUUCCCGGACAGAUUGGGUCCUUAAGGAAAUGAAGAAGGAUGAUCUUCAAGAAGCCCUUAUGCGUCAGAAGUCCGUGGGGUUGGCUCCUCCGAACGCACAUGCUCUAAAAGGGAGCCAGGCUAGUAGCCAGGGGCCACGUAGCUUGAGGGGCCGUCGAGGUCGUAAACCAUCUUUCUGGCAGGACCAAACGGGUACAACUUCCAGACUAACAAAGAAGCUGAAGAACCCAUUAACCAUUCCCAAGUGCUAUAAUUGUGGAACUCCGGGUCAUUUGACCCGUGAGUGUCCUAAAAAGAGACUUCCAUGAUUCACAAUACACUGUUCAAUCAAACUGUUGUUCUGACCACGUUUGCUUGGGAUGCCGUUAGAAUAUAGAAUUUUGAUGAGAUGAUAACCCUCUAUGUGAUAGACCUUGAUAUCAAGUUAUCGCUCAUUAAUCUCUCUACAGGAUAUUCCCAAUUGUCGCCCUUGGAUACACAUCAUGCCCUAACAAAAGAUGCAGAACCUGGGAAUGUGCCAGGACACAUUCACCUCCCGUGCCAUUUAGAAUAUUGGUUGAAAACAUUCACACUUUCAUCUCAUAUUCAUGACCUUCUUCUGUACGGCUACGUUCCGUCUUUGAUGUCAUGGCCACCCAUUAGCAAUCUGAGGGAUAACAAGAGCGCCCGUGAUCCUAACUCCCGAUCUUUCAUUGCUUCCCAACUACGUGACCUGGAGCGUUCUGGAGCCAUUUCAAGGGUCACAACGAAGCCCUGGUGUGUGUUACCUCUUCAAGUCGUACACCGUGAGAACAAAGGCCCUCGUUUAGUGAUCGAUGCAUCUCGACAAAUUAAUCCCCAUAUCAACAAUCGACAUGUUAGGCUGACUACUUUAAAGAUCAUGAACGAAGGCAUUGAUCCAGUGGCGUGGUGGGCGAGUUUGGAUCUGAAAUCUGGAUAUUAUCACAUUAAGAUACAUCCAGGUUACCGUCGUCUCUUUGGCAUUCGUUGGAUAUCCAAUGACCAAGAGGAAUCAUUUUAUGUUUGGAACGUGUGUUUUUUGGGUUUAAGUGACCUUGUUUACACCUUCACCAAGCUCUUUCGCCCAAUUUUGCGCCAUUUACAUGGCCUUGGAAUCAAAUUGGACAUUUAUAUUGACGAUCUAAGAGUCACUGCUAGCUCAAAGAAAGAGUGUGCAAAAAAGAUGGAGAUUGUGCGAGAGAUCCUCUCGAACUCUGGCUUUGUGGAGGCAAAAUCAAAAGCAAUUCAACCCACUCAAUGUGACAUUUUUCUAGGACUUGUGAACAACACUCGUCAUAACCGCUAUUACAUUCCCGACUUCAAAUUGGCAGCCAUCCGAUCAAAAAUAGAAUAUAUUACGAAGCAUAAACGUGCGAAAAUCAGAGACGUGGCCUCGUUGUACGGAAGCCUAUUUGCUUGCACCUUGGCCAUAGGUCCCAUUUUAAAACUACCGACACGAAUCGGACAAAAAGCAUUUGCCGUAGCAUCAGUAUCAUCAGGGUGGGACGGAUGGAUGGACGUACGUGGUCUUCGGGACGAAUUGGAAUAUCUACACACACAUCUCGAUUCUCUGAAUGGAUUCCCCUUUGACGGUCAAGAACUGAAACACGUUGUUGAUUUCGUCCUUGCCUCACAUGCCUCUAAUAUCGGUUUUGGAGUCAUUGAAGUCCGAUGUGGUAGUGCAGAUGUACAUAAAAUCCACACUGACGGUUGUGAAAAAUCGUUACUUCUGAAGGAAUCUUUUGCAAACAAUGAAAUGGGCGAAUCUUCCACCUUCAGAGAAUUAUUGGCAAUCCGAUCCAUCAAUUUAAACGAGAAAAUGAUCAGUCAUUUAUCUGGGAAAGGGGUUGCUCACUUAACUGAUAGCCAAUGUGCCGCCUCCAUCAUGAAGAUUGGAAGCCCCACUACCAAACUUCAACAACUUGCCCUUGACAUCCAUCAUGUAUGUCGAGUCAACCAGAUUCGGCUACGAGUUCAUUGGCGACCCAGAGAGGAUCCCAGAUUGCAGGCCGCAGACGCUAGAUCCCGCCAUUUCGACACCGAAGACUGGGGUCCUGACUAUGACGGGUUUCUCCUCAUUGAGCAGUUUUCUUCCAAGCCAUUCGACAUAGACUAGUUCGCCACCUUGGAGAACAGAAAGUGCCU
This is a messenger RNA of Tigriopus californicus, 4966 nucleotides long. RefSeq lists its product as uncharacterized. NCBI's taxonomy places the organism in Eukaryota, Metazoa, Arthropoda, Copepoda, Harpacticoida, Harpacticidae. Bases 3210 to 4937 code for a protein of 575 amino acids. The record is from RefSeq and is a predicted model, not a curated record. The transcript is spliced from 3 exons.